CCUCCGCCCCUUUUUCUAUCAGUCUCUCACUGAAGCUAGUUCCGUAUUCUCCACUACUUUAAUACAUCAGCCAUUCACUUUAACCUCCGUAAGGUUAGAAAAACAGUGCAUUUACAUCAGAUCAAAUUGACCAUGGCCUCUUGAGAUUAAAAAGGUUCCCAUGUCCCACUGGCACGGAAUAUAAAAUGAAGCACCCAUGAGACUACAUCCUGGAGAAUGUAUGUUCCCCACAGUACAGAUAGGAUCGAAAUGAGGUGGAUGCACAGAGCAUCACAGCUGUGCAGCGCAGCACAGACACUCCUGUGAAACCCUUCACCCCUGCUCCUCCUCCCCAGCACACUGCCUUCUCACCUCUCACAUCCUGAUACCUCCACUGAGGGUAAAAAUGGCUGCUCAGAGGAAGCACCUGGUCAGAGAUUUUAACCAUUUCAUCACCUGCUACGUUUGUAAAGGAUACCUAAUCAAGCCCACAACAGUGACUGAGUGCCUCCACACUUUUUGCAAAAGUUGUAUCGUCCAGCACUUUGAAGACAGUAAUGACUGUCCGAAAUGCGGCAUCCAAGUUCAUGAAACAAACCCAUUGGAAAUGUUAAGGCUGGACAACACUUUGGAAGAAAUAAUAUUUAAACUUGUGCCUGGACUCCGGGAAAAGGAACAACAACAGGAGAUUGAAUUCUGGAGGAAGAACAAUUCAAAAGAAAAUGGUGAAGGUGAAAGCCCCAAAUCUAAGAGGGCCAGGAUUGAAGAUGAAGAGGAGGAGAAUGGGGACCAGGAUUAUCACAGAAGUGACCCCCAGAUAGCAAUCUGCCUCGACUGCUUGCGAAAUAAUGGGCAGUCUGGAGAAAAUGUAGUGAAGGGCUUAAUGAAGAAAUUUAUUCGCUGCUCAACGCGAGUGACAGUUGGAACUAUAAAGAAGUUUCUGAGUUUGAAGUUAAAGCUUCCUAGCUCUUAUGAGCUGGAUGUUCUAUGCAAUGGUGAGAUCAUGGGAAAAGACCAUACGAUGGAAUUCAUUUAUAUGACAAGAUGGAGACUUAGGGGAGAGAAUUCUUACCCUAUGGUACUAGAAUAUCGACCGCGGAUCGACUUUGGUUAGAGAAGAGUGAGACCUGCGAGGUGACGUCUGCACUAACUUCAACCCAUCGACAGAUUGCACAAUGAAUGGAUGUGCCUGGACCGGGGACACAGAAUCUUCUAUUCCUUUUUUCUGCAUGCAGUCAAAUUCCCUUGUUUUUGCCUUAUUUUCUUAUUUUCCUCUAAUGUGACUUUGUAGUCAAUACUCUGUAACAUUCUUGAACAUUGAGGGAUAAAUGUUUGUCUGUAUUUAUUACUGCAACAAAUCAAGGAGCUCAUAUCAUGAGUUUAGAAAUGUACUCACUUCACUUCCUAGUGACUUACUACAUGCCAUACUGUGUUCACUGGAUCAAUCUUGCACUCAGUCUCAUGAAAGUAAUAAUUUAGGUCUUUUUCACCUAAUAACAUGAACAUUAAGUCAGAUCAUGCUAAAAAGGGUUCAAAUAAUUUUACAAAGGUCCAGAUGCUUUCUAAUCAAACGAUUAUGACAGGCUCAGUGUAGAGGCUCAUUUGUCUACUCAUGUUUUAACUUUCCUAGUUCAAAGGUUAUGUCACAUUAAGGUAGGAAAACAGUUUUGUAAGUUGGGUCAUAAAUGUAUGAGAUUCUUGAAAUUGGAAUUGAUAAAAUACUGUAAAUGCAGUUUCUAAAACACCACUUUUGACAUACACUUGUACUUUGUCAUCUAAACCUUCCUAAUAAUUGAAAUAUUACUUGUUUAAAAAUUACAAUUAUAUUCUGUGUGUAUAGGGUUGUGUCAAUGCAUAGAUUAUUAUUCACAAGCUAAUGGUUUUGGAUAUCAAAAGUAUGAAAAGCACCACACAAUGAGAGUAAAAUAAUAUGUAAAUGUGAUUGCAAGUAACCUUGUAGUAAGAAUUUGUUUAAGAAUUUUCCAUAUAAUGGAUUUUUUUUUCUUUAAAUACGUUACUGUAAGUGUUUGUCAUUAUCAGUAUUUCAUGGAGUGUUUCAGGUAAACAUUCCAUAAUGGCAAAUUGGACUUCACAUAUUUAAAUUGAAAAACAUGUUUUUUUUCUAGAAAAAAUAAAUAAUAAAGAUAUAUUAAAUAUCCUUGUGAAAGUAAUGGGUACAGUGCAGACUGUGCUCAUAAAUUAAUACAAUGAAGAUAGGAUUUCAGGGCUGUGGAAAUUAGGCCUCACAGCGAUAUAGGAGAGGGAACUCGGGCCUACUGCUCAUGCACAGAGAGCUGAGUGACCUUCUGCAACCAGCACAGCUAAAGUGCACAUUUUCUGUUUCUGUUAAAUGUCUUGGUUUCGCCGCUUAUUCUAAAAUGUUUCCCUUCAUCAAAUUUUGGAGAAAACAUAAUUUCUACUCAACUUCUCUUGAAAAUCAUUAUCUGAAGGAUAUUAGUUUGCUCGUUUUGAAAGUCUCCUGUCCUCCCAGUCACAGUACAAAACAAGCUAUUGACAAUCCUCCUCUUUCCAAGUGACAUGACUGUCGAUGAGAUCCGAGGGCGUUGAACUGUUUAUUUUGGGAAUUUGAACAUUUGAUCUCUUAACAAUCCUCAGUCUUCUAUAGUUCAUCAAUAAAACAAGUUUACAAAGUAGGAUUUUCAGUUUUUAAAAAUAAAAAAAGAUAAAACAUGCAGCCAGUCACAGGAGUUGAAUGUUCUGAGAAUACAAUGAAUCUGUCAGGCUCCAGUUAACAGUUGAUUCUUAAUAUUAAAUUGACAAGGGGAAUUGCCAUGCCAAAUAUAUCUGAAAAUACCAGUGUUUAUUUCAACUAAGCUAUUCUAUUCACUGUAUACAUGACAUACCUCUGCAGGUAGUGGGGACUUGGGUCUGAUUUCUGGUUGUCAACAUCCAGGCAGUGUGGAUUGGUGAAAUUGGCUUCAUUUGCAACUUAUUUUUGCUGGAGGACUGUACAGACUUGCUGGUCCUUUACACACCAGUCCAUCUAGCGCCUGGUCUCGAAUACCACAAUGUUUAAACACAUACUUCUGUACAAACAGAAGUUUAGUGAUGUUCUGUGUAAGAAGUGCGUUUUUUUUCCAGUUACUGCACAAUUGGCGUUGUAGUUGUGGAUUUUGUGCUGCUGUCCUUAUCCACACAUUACCAGAAGAUACAAAGGUCCAUCUGAGACUGACAGCCACUGAGAUAAAGGGAUUAUUACUUGAUAGACUGACUAUCGGAUGUACAUUGGCUGACAUACAUGAAGCUUCAAGCUGUUGGAGAGUGUUGCUGAUUUUCAGUUUCAGAGUGGUACACAGAGGCCAUGGAAAAAGUGGGCUUAUUUUCUCAAGAAAUAAAAACUGUUGUAACAGUUACAAAAGUGUUAUGUUACCCAGUAAUUAGAAAGAUGCACAAGAUGUACAUUUCUAAACUUUGAAUCACUGUCUGGCGAGGAAAAACUGGUUGCAAGUGUUUUGAAAACUCUUACAUUCUGUUCCCUGGCCAGACUGAAAUGUGAUUACCCAGGCUGGAUUUUGUGCCAACUUUAAGAACUGGUAAUGGCUUUUUUGGCAGAACUCUGAGAGAUAUUGAUGGGUCGGGUGGAUAUGAAUGCGAAGAAAUUGUGAUGUGGAUGGGAUAGUGUCCCUUCACAAAUGAGCACAUAUGAGAAAAGAAAGCUUGUGCAAUGUUCUCUUUCAAAAUGUUCCCUGAAUUAUGUAUAUUUUAAUGGCCUUACCUGUUCUUAGAAAACAUUUUACAUCUAUUCUCUUUGAAGUAAUUUCACAAAUAAUCAGAUUUUAAGAAUGUUGUUUUUUUCAGUUAUGCAUCCACUGCAUUUUAACCUGCAGUAAUGUAGAAUAUAGAAGUAUUGGAAAAUGAAGAAUUUCCCUUUUUUCAUUCUUCUGUAGCUGUUCUUAAAAGUUAAAAGUCAUGAACAAUAUCAAAGCCUGAUGAUCCUUUCUUUCAACAGGACCUGAAAAGGUGCUCGUUAGGAUUGUCCCUGCAGCUCUUUUGUUUUCUUUUGCUGAUCUGGAGAACAUUGUCCAAGUUUUUUUUUUUAAAUAGUCCAUCACUAAUUGCGAAAAUGUGUGCUAUGAAACUGUGUUGCACAGCAAUCUCAAUGAGGCGUGCAGACAAUGUAUACAGGGGAAACUGGUGUAAAUCACUUAUUAAUUUGCACUGUAAAACAUUCAGCAAAGAGAAAAAGUCCUCGGGUAGUUUAUAUACUCAUCUUUCAAUCACCAAACAAUUACACACUUUAUACAGCCUUAGAUCUCUGAUACAGUUUCAAAACAUCUUCACAAAUCCCCCACAUUGAGAUUGGUCCGAAUGAGCUUUUUUGACAUACUCAUUCCAUAUAAUGCUCAACUCUGGUGUCUUUCCAAAGUAACUUAAGAAACUGCUUGUCAGGUUCUUAAAAUAAUCCUGUCACUGGUGUGCUUUAUACAUGUCCUUAAAAUGUCUUUAAGAAGUGUUUAUAAAAAAAAGGUUAAAUGUAACUUUAAAAUCUCUGCAGUGGUUAAACUUAGUUCAGAAUUUGUUUAGACUCAAUUACCCUUGAAAUGUUCCUGUGUUGCCCUGCGAUGAAGAAUAUUAUGUAUUUUUGUAAUAAGAAGCACUUGUAGAUAUUUUAUCUUUAAAGGAAAUUUAUGUUGUAUGUUUUCCAAACAAAAAAUGCUGCUUAGAAUAAUCUAUUCUAUUUUUCCAUGUAAAUGUGCCUGAAAUGCAUUCCUAUAGAGUUUAGAAUUGUAUAUAUGCAACAGAGUUGUUCUUUAUGUGAUGAAAUGAUUUCCUGAUAUUAUUAAAAAAUGCAAAAACUAAAGUGCUUUUCAUUUUACUGAUAGGUUACUGAUACAUUGUAAAUUUGUAUAUUAAAACAAUUGUAUGAAGGACUUGAUAGAUAUUAAGACUGUGUAAUGAAAAAAGGAGUUUCAGCAUAUCAUCUUGUCUACUCUUCUGUUUUUAUAAUUAUUACAUACUCUUUACCAUGGUAAAAAAAAUAUAACCUUUGCACAAUUUAGCAUGUAGAAUUUCCUAUACUUAAAUAUUUUGGUAUUUGUGCUUCUGUGUUUUUUUCUUCUUUAAACAGAGAACAGGAAUCAAAUAUUGGCAAAUCCAUACAGGAAAAGUGAAACUAUCUUACUAACUAUAUGUUAAUAAUGCAGAAUCUGCAGUUCUACUACUUAUUUGCUUAAUUAUCUUUUACCAAGCACUUCAUACAGUAUAAUUAUACUGUAAUUACAGUUACGGAAUUUGGGUCUACAAAAGGCCAGCCAAGGCUGGACACUUUAGUUGUUGUCCCAUAGUGUAAGUGUCUAAUACAAUUGCUACAGCCAUUUGAAAAUAACUUAUAAAUAUCUGAUCUUUAUUAAAUUAUGAAUCUGUUGAAGCUAGAUUGUCACAAGACCAUUUUUUCUGUUCAAAUGUAAUUUGAAUAAAAUACUGUGGGAUA
Messenger RNA from Lepisosteus oculatus (spotted gar), 5431 nucleotides. RefSeq names its product polycomb group ring finger 5b (gene pcgf5b). The record is from RefSeq and is a predicted model, not a curated record. Gene Ontology annotation, biological process: regulation of transcription by RNA polymerase II. Gene Ontology annotation, cellular component: PRC1 complex. Lineage: Eukaryota; Metazoa; Chordata; Actinopteri; Semionotiformes; Lepisosteidae.